CUUAUUUAAACCAAAUGGAGGACGGAAGACUUUAUCUAUCUAUCCCCCAAUCAUUCAUCCAGUUCAGAUUUCUAUUUUAAAAUGACGACCAAAUGACUUUUAUUUUGAAGCUUCUCGUUAAUGCUCGUACUCCUUCAAAUAUUAUAAUCAUACUGGAGGACUUUCUGCCCUCUUUAGACAUUUAAUGCGCUUUGUUUAGCAUUCUCUGUUUAAACUAAAUGGAGGACGGAAGACGUUAUCUAUAUCUAUCUCCCUAUCAUUCGUCCAAUUCAAAUUACUUUUUUAAAAUGACAACAAUUGGACUUUUAUUUUGAAGCUUCUCGUUAAUGCUCGUACUCCUUCAAAUAUUAUAAUCAUACUAAAGGUUUCUGCACUUUUUAGACAUUUAAUGCGCUUUGUUUAGCAUUCUCUUUUUAAACUAAAUGGAGAAUGAAAGCACACUAAAGCAUUUAAUCAAAGCAAUUCAACACGGAGAUCUGUGCACAGUUAGACAGCAACUCAGUGAACAUGCUAACAAGCAGUCUAUUAUCUAUACUCAUUUUGGAAAAUCGGGAGAUACUUUAUUGCACUAUGCUGCCAGAUAUGGACAUAUGGACAUUUUGCGUUAUCUAGUAGAGGAGUUAAACAUGGACAUUGAAGUGUACAACAACGACUACAAGAGAGCUUUGCACGAGGCUUCCUCCAUGAGUCAUUAUGAAUCUGUGCGAUAUCUCAUUGCUAGAGGUGCAAAAAUAGACAGUUUGAAGAAAGCAGACUGGACUCCUCUCAUGAUGGCCUGCACCCGACGGAACCUUGACGUCAUUUCGGAGCUUCUGGACCACGGUGCCGACCCAUCGGUACAGAAUAAGGACGGGUGGAACUCAUUCCACAUCGCAUGCAGAGAAGGAGAUCCAGUCAUCAUACAGCACCUCCUACUGGGCAAACCUGAGGUCUGGAAGACAAAGAGUAAAACUGGAAGGACACCUCUCCACACUGCUGCUUUGCACGGCUGUGAGAAUGCAGUUAGGAUUCUGCUUGAGAGGUGUUCCUAUGAGCCUGAUGAAAAGGAUAGUUGCGGAGUCACACCAUUUAUGGAUGCCAUUAGGAAUGGACACAUAGCUAUUGCUAAAUUGCUUCUUGAGAACCACAAAGCAUCUGCCACAGCGGUUGAUGUGCUCGGAGCGCAGCCUUUGCACCAGGCCUCUGUAACUGCUCAGGAUGAUGCACUGUCAUUUCUUGUGCAUAAUCUAGGAAUCGAUGUAAACACACGAGCUACAAAACUGGAGUUGACUGCACUGCACUAUGCUGCUAAGGAAGGUCACACAGACACUAUAAAAAAUCUGCUUGGCCUUGGUGCAGAUCUUCAUGCAAGAGAUACAAAAGGAAGAUCGGCGCUACACAUGGCAUGCAUCGGCCAGCAUGCAGAGACUGUGAGGACGCUACUACAGAUGGGACUGCCAGACACCAAAGACAAUACAGGCAAUACAGCCAGACAGUAUGCCAAAAAACCUAACAUCAUAUAAGUCUUUGAAAGUCUCAA
Molecule: messenger RNA, 1519 nt
Organism: Paramisgurnus dabryanus
Lineage: Eukaryota; Metazoa; Chordata; Actinopteri; Cypriniformes; Cobitidae
Gene: ankrd16
Product: ankyrin repeat domain 16
Molecular function (GO): protein binding
Source: RefSeq, a predicted model, not a curated record